Molecule: messenger RNA, 2307 nt
Organism: Aspergillus udagawae
Lineage: Eukaryota; Fungi; Ascomycota; Eurotiomycetes; Eurotiales; Aspergillaceae
Exons: 3
Coding region: 1-2307 (768 amino acids)
Source: RefSeq, a predicted model, not a curated record
AUGGCACAAACGACACAAGCCAACCCACUGGUAGCCCUGUCGCUAUCGCAGGAGAGCCACCAGACUAUUCUAGUAUCAAGAAAUACGAGGGAGGACAAACCCCUUCCACCAUUGCCGCGGGAGGCGUUCGCUAAGCCGGGCUUGUUAGAGAGGGAGGGAGAGCUAGCGAGGAUGCCCUCUCGAGAUCGGCUCAGUGAACAAUGCCCUCGCUGUGCGGAGCAACGAAUCAUUGAUGUUCAGCCCGAAGCACAGCCAAAGCUGGAGCUUUACCCCCUGCCUCACAAACCAAGCCCGAAACAUUUCGCUGCUCUGGACCGAGCAAUCAUGAGAGCAACCGUUAUCGAUACACCACGAGAAAGCUCCGAGUGUGAAGGCCGACAGGCAAGGAGUCUCCACACUCUUGAAGUCUCCUCUUUGCACACUGGAACCCGUUCUGGCACCGCCCCGGAAGCCAGCCACAAUCUUACAGUGACGAAGCCAACACUGGAGACUGAGCCGUCUCGGACGGUUCACUUCCUGGCCCCGGAACUUGUACGCUCCUCGGCACGCACGCAGCAGACUUUCGCAGUGGCCAACCAAUGUGGGAGGAGCAAAAGAAAGAGUUCUGGAGUUGACAGUCUCUGGGUUUCUUUGAUUCAACAGAUGAACCGCAUUGUCCAGUUCAGCUCAAGUCGGAAAACCCGACUGAUAGCGUCAUCACAUUCCGUCAGAACUCCCUCACGUGCAUCCACAGGGUCGAGGCAGGCGUGUAGUCCCCCACCUGCGUACACGCAGAGGCGUUCUGCUGCUGUGAAAUUCACCAAGCUAUUGCCCGCGGAAAUGGUCCCUUCGUUGCCCGACAGGACGACAAGACUUGCCCUGCCUCAGGCAUUAGUCAGCGCGUCGAAAUCAACUAUAGACACGACGACUCGAAUACAACGAGCGUUCUCGGUAGUGGUUGGGGAAUCGAUGCCUCCUGCUAUCAUCCAGCGUCUGAAAGCAGAGGAUGUGCUCCUACUGCAGGGAGUCAUCCAGAAACUAAAAGCAACGCUACUUGAGAGCCUGCCUCGUGGCUCUGAGAUCAAACAGCUCCUUCCUUCGCAUACAAUGUCGGAGUCGCAGCAGUCCGGAGGGCCUGACACCAGUCCAACGCUCCGUGAAGAAAGCUCCGUUGCAAGUUUCCAGCUACCAGACUCGUCGGUCACUCUCAGGAUCCCCAGUGUGUACGAACUUGAGACCAUCACCGACGAGGAGCCUUGCAUGCCUGGGUAUUCUACUCUCUGCAAGACCACGGCGACAAGACACGACAACAUCAUCCUGAGCAUUCUUCGACAACUCGACAGCUUGGAUGACCUCUUUGCCAUGGCUACCAUCAACCGGACGACAUACCGAGUCUUCAAGGCGCACGAGAUAUCCUUAAUCCAUGAUUGUCUCUGGAAGAUGUCCCCUGCAGCCUGGGAGCACUGCGAAAUCACCGACCGGGUGUACGCAAGCGAGAAGCAGCCGGGAGGCCAGAAUCUUUCCGUCAGUCUCUACCUGCGCCAUUACCGACAAGACCUGCACAUACUCGCCCAGUUCAAGACUCUCCUCUUGUACUACUGCCGGAAAGUCCUCCGCAGGGAAUCCUAUAGUGCGCUUCUGGACCCGUGCUCGGCCCGCUCGAAGGAACUGGACGACGCCAUCUGGCGCGUCUGGACCAUCUGUGACCUCUUCGCUGCGUGGAAAGGACGAGACGAUGACCUCACCGGUCAGAUCUCGUGGCUGCAGGGUAACCCGGCGCCCCAGCGUCCUCUGGGGAGUCCAGACGCCAGCGACUUCAGAAGUGUGCUUUUUGAUCCACCGAGGGGCUUCGCGGAAGGAAAUCGUGGUGGUCUCACGCCGGCGCAGUUACGAGAUAUGGUAGAGAUCUGGACAGCGAUGGCUAGCCUUCUGGAUUUUCUACGGAACGAGACAGACCGCGCGAGGCGGUUUGGUAUCUUCGCGGGUAUUGGGGGCGGGCGUGUUGAUUCGGGAAGUGAGAAGUUGUUGUUGAGUCCGUCUCUCUCUUUCGUCCCCACGUCUUUACCUCCGCCAUAUACGUUCCAAGCUGAUGUCUCUAUUCCAACAGAAUGUUGGAUUGACUACUUACUUACCCUCGGUCCGGCCGCGGUAUUGAGCAUCGCACCCUCUGGGCCCCGGACGGACCCAGAAGUGGUAUUUCGUUACGCACAGGCUCAGGGGUGGACUAUGUGGACAACCCGCCUCCCCAUAGAGAUGCCACGAGCCGCCUUCUUGACAGGGCCUAUAAGCAGCUUCUCCUAUAUGUUGCAGAGGUGUUCAGUGCCCUGA